AUGGGGGCCCCUGAAAAGACAGCCCCACAGCUUCCAGGAAUGGAGUACCAGGAUGCAAUCUGCACCCUUGACACACUUAAAUCACAUGCCAGCUUCUGCGAGCAGUGGCAGCGAGAAGGUCGGAACCCUGAAUUUCCCCUCGUGUCUAUGCGGAGCUUCUUGGAGCGAGCUGGCCUUGUGGUGGAAGAUCUUGACAAUCUCAAUAUCAUUCAUGUGACUGGGACAAAGGGCAAGGGGUCAACAUGUGCUUUCACAGAGCAAAUUCUCAGAAGCUACGGGUUUCGAACAGGAUUUUUAAGUUCACCACACUUGGUUGAAGUAAGGGAGAGGAUUCGCAUCAAUGGACAGCCAAUUGGAAAAGAUCUUUUCACAAAGUAUUUCUGGCAGAUUUAUGGAAGACUGGAUGAAACAAAGGAAGCACACAGUGGCAGCAUGCCCAAUUACUUCCAAUUCCUCACCCUUCUGGGCUUCCAUAGCUUCCUGCAGGAGAAGGUGGAUUUGGCGGUAGUUGAAGUGGGAAUCGGCGGCGCCUAUGAUUCCACCAACAUUUCUAAGAAACCAUGGGUGUGUGGCGUCGCAUCUCUCGGCAUCGACCACACUCAAAUUCUCGGGGACACCAUCCAGGAGAUUGCUUGGCAUAAAGGAGGAAUCUUUAAGCCAGAGGUUCCUGCCUUCACGGUCAAGCAGCCUGAAGGCUCCAUGGCUGUCCUGAAACAGAGAGCCUCAGAGAUAGAGUGUCCCCUGUGGGUCUGUCCAGAGCUGGAGGACUACCAGACGGACUGUGGACCUCUGCAGCUGGGCCUGGCCGGACAGCAUCAGCGCUCCAACGCCUCCCUGGCCCUGCAGCUGAGUCACACCUGGCUGCAGAGGAGGCGUCUGCAAGACCAGAACUUUCCCUCCACCACUCUGGAGGGUCCAGGGGUCCCUCUGGCCACUCCUUUCACACCAAGCCCCAUCAUGACCAAAGGGCUGGCCGACACGGUGUGGGCGGGUCGCACCCAGACGCUGAAGAACGGCGAGGUCACCUACUUCCUGGACGGAGCUCACACCAGGCGCAGCAUGCAGGCCUGCGUGAGCUGGUUCCAGGAGGCAGCGGUGCGCUGCGAGAGGAACGCAAGUGGCCCCGUUGCGAGAGUGUUGGUGUUCAACGUCACAGGAGGGAGAGACCCAGCCGCCAUGCUAAACUUGGUGCCAUGUCAAUUUGACUUUGCCGUGUUCUGCCCGAAUAUCACUGAAGCCAACGCAUCCUGCAACCCAGACCAGCAGGACCUCGACGCGUCGGUGGAGAACAUGCUGAGUGGUUGCCGGGACAACGAGAGGAGCUGGCAGCGGCUCCAAGGCGCCGGGGAGUCUCCGCCCCCCGACCGGGACACUGGCCCGGGCGCGCUGGUCUUCCCCUGCAUCCUCAGCGCCCUGCAGUGGGCCGCUCAGGGCCGGGACCCCGUCCUCCUGUCCCGGGACGCGGACAAGCGCGAGGCGCCGGUGAAGCCCAGCCUCGCCGCCAAGGCCGCGCUCCUGCGGGAGGUGAGGGAGAUCCACGUCCUGGUGACAGGGAGCCUGUACCUGGUGGGCGGGGCGCUGAAACACCUGGACCCCUCGUCCUGCUCCAAGUAGAUGCGGCCU
Molecule: messenger RNA, 1623 nt
Organism: Gadus chalcogrammus (walleye pollock)
Lineage: Eukaryota; Metazoa; Chordata; Actinopteri; Gadiformes; Gadidae
Gene: fpgs
Product: folylpolyglutamate synthase
Exons: 16
Coding region: 1-1614 (537 amino acids)
Biological process (GO): tetrahydrofolylpolyglutamate biosynthetic process
Cellular component (GO): cytosol; mitochondrion; cytoplasm
Molecular function (GO): ATP binding; tetrahydrofolylpolyglutamate synthase activity
Source: RefSeq, a predicted model, not a curated record